Messenger RNA from Pectinophora gossypiella (pink bollworm), 2414 nucleotides. Its product is annotated as KRAB-A domain-containing protein 2-like. NCBI's taxonomy places the organism in Eukaryota, Metazoa, Arthropoda, Insecta, Lepidoptera, Gelechiidae. The transcript has 2 exons. The coding region runs from base 370 to 1659 and encodes 429 amino acids. Gene Ontology annotation, molecular function: nucleic acid binding. The record is from RefSeq and is a predicted model, not a curated record. Gene Ontology annotation, biological process: DNA integration.
UUCGCGAGUGUUAUUAUAUUGGUGUAUUCAAUAAACAAAGUGUAUCUGCCUAUUUUCGCUUCGUGUCAGGAAGCCGCUUCAUAACUCAAAAGUUUAUGCGGACUUUUGAGUUAAUUCGUUUGGGGUUCGGAGUAGGAGUCUACUCCGAGGGUGGGGGCUUAGGUUUCAUCAUCAUCACCUUUCAUCAUUUCAUUAAUCAUCAAGAAAAAAAUACGUCAGACAUGGCUGUAUGGGCAUAGUUCCCUUUGCCUUACCCUUCGGGGAAAACCAAAACAAAAAAAAAAAAAAAAAACAAUACAAGCCAAACUAGUCCACGGAAUUCGGGACUCCAAUAUAGUUCAGAUAUUUUCGCCGGCCGAUGUAAACAAUAUGAACGAAGUAAAAAGGAAAAAUGUGGGAACUACGGGACUAAACAACCACGAAGAGGCAAACAAUAUCUUCAAACGAAACUUUGAACAAAAGCUUCUGGAUUAUGAUGAAACUCACCAGGGUUCUAUGAGGAAGCCAUGGUUUCAGAAAAGAGUAGUUGAGGUUAUACAGCAACUUAAAAAAGCUAAAGCUUUAAAUCCUGGAGAGCGUCGAGCACAGAUGGAUUAUUAUUAUACAGCCAAGUACGAUGUUCUUACCACCGAAGAUAAGGAUCAUUUAAUUUUUAGAAGAUAUGACUCUGAGGAGCCCACUGUAUAUAUAAUACCGAGGGAACAGUAUUUUAAUAAACUAUCUGAAGUACAUGAAUCAUGUGGACAUGCUGGAAGGGACAAAAUGAUCCAUAUCAUCAAGAAUAAAUUUUAUAUACCAAAAAAGGCAAUAGAAAUAUUUGUUUCACUGUGCCCAACAUGUCGAAUGUAUAGAAAUGCACCCAAAAGAAGCAGCAUUAUGAAUCCAGCCAAUGUCCGUUACAAUGCAAAGGGACAAUUUGAUAUCAUAGACUUGCAGUAUUGUGCUGACGGUGACUAUAAGUGGUUACUCAGUUACCAAGAUAAUGCUACGAAAUUCACAUUGCUUCGUCCUUUGAAAACUAAAAAUAUAUCUGACGUUGCUAUGGAACUUGUGAAUAUAUUUACAACAUUCGGAUCUCCUAAUGUAUUACAGUCUGAAAUGGGUCAUGAUUUAACUGAAAAAGUUAUAAAAGAAAUAACAGCACUGUGGCCUGCUAGUAAUAUUGUACAAGGUUGUGGCCCAAACCCUAGGAAACCUCAAGGCCGCACGGAAAGUCAAGACAUCGAAAACUUGUUACAAUCAUGGAUGCAUGAAAAAAACUCUACAAACUGGACACUUGGUUGUAUGUUUGUGCAAUACCAGAAGAACAAUACAUUGCAUCCUCUUACAGGCAAAUCUUCUUAUCAAGCAUUAUUUGGUUGCGAACCUAAUAUUCCUUUAAAUCUACCCUGUGUGAUUGUGUCUGUUAAAUCCGAACAGAAUCUAGAUAAUGACUCAGUACCAAUUUCUCCUAUAGAAGUACCUAUAGAGUUUGAUUCUGGUUGUAGUACUACUGUUCUAAAACCCGAGAGUAAAUAUUUACCUCCAGAAAAUGUAGAAUACGAUAAAGUAUUUCUAACCAAUAUCAAAAUUGAAACUACAGACCCAGAAGAACAUAGUGAUGAAGAAAAAUUUGAUAUAAAUGAAAUCCACAAAGGAGUUAAGCGAAAAAAAUGCUGAUAUGAGAAUUAUGUUAGAGGUACAACUUAAAAGAAUAUAGACUAUAGUGCUAAGAAAUUACCAUGUUUAAAUGAUGAUAACGGUGAAGCAAUGGUAAUAAAAGUUAUUGAAGUCGAAUGACUUUGAAAAAAAUUUAUUAAGUUUUGAGACCGUUGUCAUAAAGAGUUUGUUUAUUGAUGUAAUAAACUGCAAGGUAAUCUAUGUUAGUACUGAACUGAGGCUAUAAUUAAGAGAUCUAUGAGGCCUGAUCUGAAGAUAAUGUAAGAACAAUUUAAAAGUAACACUUUCUUUGAAACUUGCAUAAAUAAAUAAUAAAGACAUGUACAAAAUAAUCUUUAUGCUGCUCGCACUGUGCCAUUUUAGACUGUUGUGGAGUAUUCUUAUUAACUUUUAUAGUCUAGUUAGGAAAUCGUCAGAGUGGCCGGAAGAACCUGGACUAGAACGGCUAAAUGCAAAGAGGAGUGGAAUAGAUUGGGGGAGGCCUUUGCCAAUGGGCACACAGAUACAGACCUAAACGUUACCGCCGAAUAAUGGAAUGUGUAUAAAAAUAAAAAUAUUGUAUCUGAAUUUAUAUAUAACUAAUAAAUAAAUAAAAUAGUAAAUUGUAACUUUUACUUCAUUUCUUUCAAAUUGUAGUAUUUUUUAUUUAUAUAAUAAAAGUUACCAAUUAAAACUGAAGGAAGUUAUUAUAGGCCCUUGAAAUAAUGUAAACGAAAUAGUAUUAUUUUUAAGUGAAUAAAUGUAAUAAUAUAUAA